CAAGUUUCGAACUCUCUGCGCAUGCUAAUGGGGAUACGUAACUUCUUACACAAGACUUCAUUUGGAAAAUAUGCUAUUUAACGUCGCCUCGCUUAAAGAGAACAGACAAGACGUACAGUGGCAUAAAUACGACUUUUCACGAAUGUGCUAAAGAUACUCGUUAAUUCGGGAUACACAAAAACGUGUUGGCGGACAAGCAGGAAUUUGUUUAUCAAGAGGUUGUACGAGGUGGCAGAUGCAGCAGAGUGGCCCUUCAUCUCCCAGCUGCUCCACCUCUGACUGCUUCCCCCUCCGUACCCUCAACACAGCUGCAUGUGGAAGUGAGACUAUGGCUGAACCGCAGAAACGCGAACCUGCAGAUCUCUCCAGGAUGAGACCCAUCGUGAUCUUCUAUGGAUUCUACCUGCUGUGCUUCGGCCUGGGUGUGGCCUGCGUGGUGUGCGUGUGCCUGUGGAACAGCAAGUGGCGCGGCGGUUUUGCUUGGGACGGCUCGUCGCUUCAGUUCAACUGGCACCCCGUCCUGAUGGUGACGGGUCUGGUGGUGGUGUAUGGCAACGGAGCUGUGUUGUACCGCAUCCCUCUGACCUGGGGUCAGAAUAAGCUCCCGUGGAAGCUCCUUCAUGCGGCACUGAUGCUCCUCGCCCUGGUGCUGUCGAUCGUGGGGCUCUGUGCUGUGUUUGACUUCCACAACGCCCAAAAGACACCCAACCUCUACUCCAUACACAGCUGGAUCGGAAUCGCAGCAACAGCUCUUUUCGCAAUGCAGUGGGUGGCGGGUAUGGCGGGUUUCCUCCUUCCAUGCUCCCCCAUAUCUUUACGUAAACGCCUGAAACCCAUGCAUGUGUGGUUGGGAGGUAGCAUACUGACGCUCAGCAUCGCUGCCUGCAUCUCUGGCAUCAACGAGAAACUCUUCUUUGUUCUGAAAGGAAUCAAUAUGACUCAGCCAUACUCUGCCCUUCCACCUGAGGCUUUGUUGGGAAAUUCAUUAGGGGUUUUGAUCGUAGCCUUUGGCCUGGUUGUCCUCAAGAUUCUGUCCACCCGAGAAUGGCAGAGACCAGACUCCAGGCCUGAGGAUAUGGCCUACACGCCUUUGCUUCAAGAAGAAAAUGAAUGAAGGGGAACUUCAGAGCUGCUCCCUGAAUUACUGCAAAAUCAGUUCAGCUGUCACAAGUGGCCGAAACAUCUCUGUCCUGAAUGUUGAAGCAGCUGCCUGUAGUGUGUGAGCACUAUCUGUUGGUUUUUAGUUGUAAAUAUUUAUUCGAAAUUAUAUUUAAGAUUGCCUUUCUGCCCAAAGAAUAAAAAGUAUUUGUCAUCAAAGCUGU
Molecule: messenger RNA, 1322 nt
Organism: Pelmatolapia mariae (spotted tilapia)
Lineage: Eukaryota; Metazoa; Chordata; Actinopteri; Cichliformes; Cichlidae
Product: lysosomal membrane ascorbate-dependent ferrireductase CYB561A3
Exons: 7
Coding region: 236-1114 (292 amino acids)
Molecular function (GO): oxidoreductase activity
Source: RefSeq, a predicted model, not a curated record